This is a messenger RNA of Coregonus clupeaformis (lake whitefish), 795 nucleotides long. Its product is annotated as serine/threonine-protein kinase VRK1-like. Lineage: Eukaryota; Metazoa; Chordata; Actinopteri; Salmoniformes; Salmonidae. The record is from RefSeq and is a predicted model, not a curated record. The transcript has 10 exons. Gene Ontology annotation, biological process: peptidyl-serine phosphorylation; signal transduction. Gene Ontology annotation, molecular function: ATP binding; protein serine/threonine kinase activity. Gene Ontology annotation, cellular component: cytoplasm; nucleus. Bases 1 to 795 code for a protein of 264 amino acids.
AUGGACCCUCCUAGGAAACGAGUAUUGCCUGCACCCCUACCAGACGGUUUUACACUGACAGACAAAGAGAAGAAGCGAUGGAGACUGGGCAGAAUAAUUGGCCAAGGAGGCUUUGGAAUUUUUAAUUUUUUAAUUAUCUACCUAGCUUCGCACGACGUGGACACGCCUGUUGGGGAGAACUCUAACUUUGUGAUUAAAGUGGGGUACCAUGAGAAUGGGCCUCUGUUUUCUGAGCUCAAGUUCUAUCAGAGGUCAACUAAACCUGAGAACAAUGAGUGGAAGAGGAGCAAGAAGCUGGACUUCCUGGGGAUCCCUGCAUACUGGGGAUCAGGACUGGCAGAACACAACCGAACCAGGUACAGGUUCAUGGCGAUGGACCGUCUGUGCAGUGACCUUCAGAAGGUGUGUGAGAGAAAUGGUAGCAGGCUAAAGAUAGACACAGUGCUACAGCUAGGACGUGUCCUGCUGGAUGUGCUUGAGUAUAUCCAUGACAACAAGUAUGUCCAUGCAGACGUAAAGGCUGCCAACCUAAUGCUUGGUCACACAGACCCAGACAAGGUGUACCUGGCUGACUACGGCCUGUUCUACAGGUACAGCCCAGAUGGAGUACACAAGGAGUACAAGGAAAACCCAAAGAAGGGACACAACGGAACCAUAGCGUACACCAGCAUAGAUGCUCACAAUGGAGUUGCUCCAUCUAGACAUGGGGACCUGGAGGUGUUGGGCUUCUGUCUGCUCCACUGGCUGUGUGGGGCAGACUUGGGUGGAGCUUACACAGAAAGCGGGCUGAGCUAG